This is a messenger RNA of Fonsecaea erecta, 1044 nucleotides long. RefSeq lists its product as hypothetical. The record is from RefSeq and is a predicted model, not a curated record. Lineage: Eukaryota; Fungi; Ascomycota; Eurotiomycetes; Chaetothyriales; Herpotrichiellaceae. Gene Ontology annotation, molecular function: dioxygenase activity. Bases 1 to 1044 code for a protein of 347 amino acids. The transcript has a single exon.
AUGACUUCCAGGCUCCAUGAACGCAUCCCACCGUUCCCCGCCGACCUUGUUCACGCGCCAAUCGCUGAAAUCUCCUCCAAGAAGCUCCUGGAAAAGCACCCUGCAUCCACGGCGGCAGUCUUGGAGGCAUGCCAGACCUACGGAUUUUUCUAUCUCGACAUGGCCGACUCUGAGCCGGGGCGCGAGCUCCUCACCGAGGCAGAUCAGCUCUACGACCUGAGUAAGGAGGCGCUGGCUCUCCCAUUCGAAGAAAAGGACAAGUACGACUUCCGCAAGACGCACUCGUUCUUUGGGUACAAGCCCGCCGGGACGGUCAAGUUGACCGACAAGUCCCAGCGGCCCGACAGCACCGAAUUCUUCAACAUUGGCAAGGACUGUCUGUUUGGCGUCUCUCCCAGCCGCACAUACCCGGAAAUCAUCCAGGAUGCGAGACCGUUGCUGCGAGCAUUCUGCAAGGGAGCGCAUGAGAUGGCCAUGACCAUCCUCCGUACCCUCGCCCGCGCCUUUGGUGAAGAUGAAGACAUCUUUGUCAACCUCAACCUCUUCGAGGAGUCGUCCGGUGACCACAUCCGCCUCACGCUCAAGCCCCCGACGGAUCCCACCAAUCCUGACAUUCUCGGCCUUCCGUCACACACCGACUUCGGCAGCGUCACGAUCCUCUUCAACUGGCUCGGCGGCCUGCAGAUCGAGUCGCGCACGCCCGGCCGCGUCGGCGAGUGGGAGUACGUCAAGCCGCUGCCGGGAAAGGCCAUCAUUAACCUGGGCGACGCCAUGGUCCAUUUCUCCAACGGCGCGCUCAAGAGCGCGAAACACCGCGUCGUACCGUCACCGGGGGCGCAGGCCGGGCUGGAACGGGUCAGCGUCGUCUACUUCGUCCGGCCGACGCACCACAGCCUGAUGAAGCCCGUGGGGCGAUUCGACAUGCAACAGGACCGCGUGAAGGUUGCAGGCAAAUUCUCCGACGGGAUCGACGACAAAGUGUACACGGCGAAGGAGUGGCUGGAGAAGCGGUACGUGCAACUGGCGUCAUCCUCCAAAGGAUGA